Xenia sp. Carnegie-2017 is the source of this 4992-nucleotide messenger RNA. Its product is annotated as disco-interacting protein 2 homolog C-like. Lineage: Eukaryota; Metazoa; Cnidaria; Anthozoa; Malacalcyonacea; Xeniidae. The record is from RefSeq and is a predicted model, not a curated record.
UCAAAAUUUUAAAUAUUUUUAACAAAGAAAGCAAUGACACACAAUGACUUGGCCAAGUCGAUAUUACACUUCAAUUUGUACUUAAAAUAUCAAAGAAUUCUCGACUGACGGGAGCUUCGGUAUGGCAAUGGCAACUAAAGACUAUUCCACGUAUCCUCCAAGUCUUGAAGAAGAACUGAAAGCAUUGGACAUCGAGUUGGAAGAAGGUGACAUAACACAGAAAGGAUAUGAAAAGAAACGAGCAAAGAUCUUUGCUCGUCUGCAGGAAGGACAACCAACUGAAACUCCAGCAAAUGAGAAAACACACCGCAACAGCUUCAGUCCUAGUUCCGACAUUCCUUAUCAUCCAAUGCCAGUAGGUUUGCGUGCCGAAGUUGUCCAGGCUGCUUUGGCGCAGCAGCGAUCUCAGGCUCCAUCUCAUGGACCUUUACCAUUUAAAAGGCAGUCACUUCGACAUAAAGUGGCCACGGAACUUAGUGAAGUUGAAAUUCCGUUGGCCGACUACGAUGAUACUGAUAAAGUGUCAAAUGGAAACACACCAUCAAACAAUCCCACUCCAGAUAAGUACAGACAUGUGACCGAAGACCUGACGGUGUUAAAUGCUAAGAACAACACGUCACCAAUGGAAGAAGACGUUGUCAUUGCGCAGCCCGUCAUGAUCGAAGGCGAUCGUUCCAAGGCGGGCCUGAAAAGACGCAGUCAAAUGCACGUUGCAUCAAUUAGACUUGGUUCCGAGUCGGAUUCCAAUACUGAAUCUUCCUCACCAGGAAAGGUCUCAAAUAAGAUUCAACAACUGUUGAACACGCUUAAGAGACCAAAGCGUAAACCACUGGAGCAGUAUUUCACAGAUGAUUACGACAUCGUUGAAGAACCAAAACUCGAUCCCAGUGCCCCAAAACCAGAAGGCAUCACGACGAAACCGUCAAUUGGUGAACCCAUUCAGUCUCAAGCUCAAUGGGGAAACAGCUUAGAAGAAUCGUUGUAUCGAUAUGGUACAAGUCACCACAAAGCAGCGGCCAUAUCUACCAUUGACAAUCACUGCAAAACAUCCUACACACUUACAUAUGGAAAACUGCUGAGCAAAGCACAAAAAAUCGCGUUCACAUUACUAAACAAAGUUGGUAAUCCUAAAGACGGAACUUCUAUAAUGAUGGGUGACAGGGUGGCUUUGAUGUACCAUCCCGAUGAUAUUAUUGGCUUUUCUACGGCAUUCUAUGGCUGCCUAUUGGCUGGCAUUACUCCCGUUGCCGUCGAACCACCAAAAACCAGGGAGGAUCCAGGCGGUCAGCAGAUUGGGUUUCUUCUUGGAAGCUGUGGAGUCUCAUGGGUUCUCUCGACCGAAACUUGUUUCAAAACAUUACCGAAGGAUGAAACAGGCAACAUCGUUCAUUUCAAAGGUUGGCCAAAUGUUCGUUGGUAUUACAUGGAGAGAGUUGGAAAGCCUCCGAAGGAUUGGCGACCUCCGUCCAAUCUUUCUACAAUAGGCAAAGAUGGUUCAGCUCUUGGUGUCACAGUAACGCGAUCAAACUUACUCACACAUUGUCAAAUGGUGACUCAAGCUUGUUCUUACACAGCUGGUGAGGCAAUGGUGAGCGUUCUCGACUUCAAAAGAGAAGUCGGUUUAUGGCAUUCAAUAUUGACUAGUGUUUACAAUGGCAUGCAUGUGAUAUUUGUACCAGGAAGUAUAUUGAAAGUCAACCCUGCUAUGUGGUUACAAGUGAUCACCAAACAAAGAGCGACCUGUGCUCUGGUAUCAUCUCGAGACUUACAUUGGUCGCUUCAUGCGACCAAGGAGAUCAAGGACGUGAAUCUAAGCUCGAUUCGAAUGUUAUUGCUGGCCGACCGAGCAAAUCCAUGGUCAUUGUCUGCAUGUGAUGCUUUCAUAAGUGAAUUCCAAACAAAGGGACUGAAACCAGAGUCAUUGUGUCCCUGCGCCAGCUCUUCCGAAACAUUAACAAUUGCCAUCAGAAGGCCAGGAAAGCCCGGCUCAACGGCUACAGGUAGAGGUGUGCUGUCCCUAAACGGUCUCAGUUAUGGUGUCGUGAGAGUCGAUAAAGAAGGUUCUGUAACGUCAUUGACUUUACAGGACUGUGGCACUGUUCCACCCGGGGUUAAAAUUGUAGUUGUUAAACCAGACGGGCGACCAAAUCUUUGUAAGACUGACGAAGUUGGUGAGCUUUGUGUUGCUAGUGGAACAGUUGGCAGUGCCUACUUUGGAUUAGUUGGAAAGACAAAUUAUGCUUUCAAGGUUCAGCCUCUUGGUUCAGACGGUGGACCUGUCGAGCAGUAUUCACAUUAUUCGGAGUAUGUGAGAACGGGUUUGCUUGGCUUUCUUGGACCGGGCGGUCUGGUGUUCAUAUGUGGUACAGUUGAUGGUCUUAUAAAGGUGUCUGGACGUCGACAUAAUUCCGAUGAUCUUAAGGCGACCAUCCUUGCCGUUGAUCCGAUCAAGUUCGUUUACAGAGGAAGGAUCGCAAUAUUUGGUAUCAAGGUUUUACGCGAAGAAAGAAUCGUUGUCGUAGCUGAACAGAGACCAGAUUGUAAUGAAAAUGAGGCCUUUGAAUGGAUGAGUCAUGUGAUCCCAGCCGUUGACAGUAUUCACAGCGUCGGUAUUUACUGUCUGUGUCUUCUCAGUCCAGGUGGUUUACCAAAGACCUCAACCGGCAGCAUUCAUGUGUUAGAAACGAAACAGAGAUUUUUGGAAGGCUCGUUGCAUCCAUCUAAUGUUCUAAUGUGUCCUCAUUCAUGCGUGACCAAUCUUCCUAAACCGCGAGGAAAAUAUCAAGAACCAGGUCCAGGCGCGGUUAUGGUGGGAAAUCUUCUACGUGGAACGAGGAUCGGGGAGGCCUCGGGCCGAGAGAUUGGGGAGAUCAGUAGCGAGAUAGAUAAGAAGUUUCAAUUUUUAGCGGAGAUUUUAAAAUGGAGAGCGCAGUCUACACCUGAUCACAUUUUGUUCUCCUUACUAAACGUCAAGGGAGGUUUGUCAUCCACACUAAGCUGUCUUCAGUUACACAAACGCGCCGAAAGAGUUGCUCAGAUGGCGAUGGAGAGCGGUGACUUGAGUUCAGGAGAUCGUAUUGCCCUAGUUUAUCCACCAGGAAUCGAUCUGAUUGUUGCUGUGUACGCCUGCUUGUAUGCUGGUCUCAUCCCAAUCCCUAUUCGUCCACCUUUUUUGAAGAACAUUGCGACAACGCUGCCUACACUGCGCAUGGUCAUUGAAUUGAGCCAAUCACAAGCUAUUCUCACUACUGGUGCUAUUGUUAAAUUAUUAAAAUCUAAAGAAGCCUUACAUAUCGUUAACAACAAGCAUUGGCCUCACCUUCUAAACACAGAUGAUCCCCCGAAGAAGAAACUUCUUCGACCUUAUAACCCUCCAACAGCUGAACUGUUGGCUUACGUUGACUUCAGUGUUUCCACGACUGGCGUUUUGACUGGUGUGAAGAUGUCACAUGCAGGUGUCGCAGCAUUAUGUCGGUCAAUGAAGAUGUCCAGCGAACUCUACCCAUCACGUGACAUCUGUCUUUGUCUCGAUCCAUUUUCAGGUUUAGGAUUCGUAAUGUGGGCAUUAACUGGUAUAUUUUCUGGUCAUCAUACGAUUCUUGUUGCUCCCGGAGAUUUGGAACAAAAUCCAGCUCUAUGGCUUUCUGUUGUUAGUCAGUACAAAGUACGUGACACGUUUUGUUCUUAUCCUGUAAUGGAUCUUUGCACGAAAGGACUUGGUCAGCACAUCCCAUCUUUAAGAGCGAAAGGCGUUAAUCUUGCCUGUGUUCGAUCUUGUGUUGUCGUUGCUGAAGAACGUCCUCGAAUCAACCACACGACAUUUUCUACUCUGUUUUCUGGUCUUGGUCUUUCGCCAAGAUCCGUCAGUACAUCUUUUGGAUGUCGUGUUAAUGUCGCUAUAUGUACACAGGGUUCUGCCAGCCCCGAGACAAGCACCGUUUUUGUUGAUACUAGAGCUCUUCGGAAUGACAGGGUGACUUUAGUUGAAAAGGGAAGUCCGCACAGCAUUUGCCUACAAGAAUCUGGCAAAAUUUUACCCGGCGUCAAGGUUAUCAUAGCCAACCCAGAAAGUAAAGGUCCGUUAGGAGAUUCACAUUUGGGCGAAAUAUGGGUGAACAGCCCUCAUAAUGGCACUGGUUAUUUUAACACAAACCCACUCCAGUCAACGGAACAUUUUCAAGCUCAGUUAUUGACCGGAAAUACGACCACCAAAUACGCGCGCACUGGAUAUCUUGGGUUCAUCAAAAGGACGGAUUAUACGCAGACAGACGGAGCUCGUCAUGAUGCCUUGUUUGUUGUUGGUUCUCUUCACGAAGCAUUGACAUUGCGUGGUAUGCGUUAUCAUCCCAUCGACAUCGAAAAUUCAGUCGUCCGCAGUCACAAAUCUAUCUGUGAAAGUGCUGUGUUUACGUGGACCAAUCUCUUGGUCGUAGUUGUAGAGCUGGAGGCAAACGAGAACGAGGCUCUGGAUGUCGUGCCGCUGAUCACAAACAUCGUACUCGAGGAGCACCAACUUGUCGUCGGCGUAGUUGUCGUUGUAGAUCCACGGGUUGUUCCCAUCAACUCUCGUGGUGAAAAACAGCGUAUGCAUUUGCGCGAUGCCUUCCUUGCGGAUCAGCUUGAUCCUAUCUAUGUAGCGUACAAUAUGUGAGGGUUGAAGGUUCCAAGCAUUGCGGGCGUGCGGGUCACAAGCCUAUUUAUGUAGAAAUUAUAAAUAUAUAUGUUAUAUGAAUUAGGGAGAAUGAUGAUAUUGUAAAUGAAGGUCAUAACUUUUCUGUCUUCAUACUAUGUGAAGUAGUAGUGCUGUGUUCUUAGACAGAAUAAGAUGUAGAAUUUUAGAAACUUUUCAUUUAGGAUAAUUUAAUGUAUAGAUUUUUAAGUAUUAAUUUGUUGAAGUGUUAGGAUCGUGAUGUAUCUAAAGUAGUCGAUAGGAUCGUGAUGUAUCUAAAGUAGUCGAAAAUCGUCCGAGAAUAUAUUGACAAACAUCAAUAA